Messenger RNA from Magnolia sinica, 1172 nucleotides. Its product is annotated as glycine-rich RNA-binding protein GRP1A-like. The transcript has a single exon. Gene Ontology annotation, molecular function: RNA binding. The record is from RefSeq and is a predicted model, not a curated record. Bases 212 to 592 code for a protein of 126 amino acids. Lineage: Eukaryota; Viridiplantae; Streptophyta; Magnoliopsida; Magnoliales; Magnoliaceae.
UCAAAAUCGAAAGGUUGCUCGAAGAUGGUCCCAACUCAAAAUCAUGAGUAGGCUCGAAGAUGGUCAUGAGUCUUGUUAAGUUGAAGCGACUUUGAAUAUGAAUUGUUCGCUAAAGUAGGAAAGAAAACCUAAUUGCUCGUGUUCUCUUAGGGGUGGGUUUCUAUCUCCCUUCCCCUCUUUCUUCCUCUUUUUCUGAGGCUUUCUUUUGUAGAUGGUGAUGGCGUCUACUGGUGUGGAAUACCGCUGCUUUGUUGGAGGGCUCGCAUGGGCUACCGACGACCACUAUCUCGAAAGGGCUUUUAGCUCAUUCGGAGAAGUUAUCGAAUCUAAGAUUAUUAGCGACCAUGAGAUGGGGAGAUCAAGGGGCUUUGGAUUCGUCACCUUCAGCAAUGAACAGUCCAUGAGGGAUGCCAUUGAAGGGAUGAAUGGACAGAACCUUGACGGGAGGAGCAUCACUGUCAACGAGGCCCAGUUUAGGGGAAGCGGUGGCGGCGAUGGUGGCAAAGGAUUCCGUAAUAGUGGUCAUUGUAUUAGUGAUGGCUAUGGAGGGGGAGGAGGUUAUAGUCAUAGUGGUGGUGGAGGUGGUGGAUGAGAUCAUGGAUAUGGUAGGUCAAAUGGAGGAUCUCGUUACUGUGGUGGUGGUGGAGGUGGUGCUUCAGAUGGCAACUAGAGGAACUAAUUGUUACCAGAGUGGUGGCUUUACUCCAGAUGGCAAAUGGAGUAACUAAGUAGCAGCAGUACUAGUACUAGUUAUGGCUGGGUUAUCUUUAUCUUGUGUUAAAUGGUGUGUGGAGAGGAAUGACUGGAUUAUCUUCUUCUCUUGUUAUGUUUUCUUUUAUCUUGUCCUAUUAUGGUUUUUGAUCUCUCAAGAACUACAAUUAGUAAUAGUAAAUGGUUCUAUGUUUUUUUUUUUUUUUUAACCUAAUGUCACCACCAUUGGACCGGGAAUAUCAAGACCGUGAUGGAGUAUCUUCGAAAAAUGUGACAUCUUUUGAGACAAACUUAUACUAGUCAUGAUUCUUGUUAAGCUGAAGCAACUUUAAUUAUAAAUCGUCCCCUAAAGUAGGAAAGGAGACCUAAUGUCACCACGCCAUUGUCCUCGGAAUAUCAAGACAUGAAGGAGUAUCUUUGAAAAAUGUGAUAUCUUUUGAGACGGACUUCUACCUCGUAUU